CGUCUGCGGCAUUUGUGCGCAUGACGGAAUUAAUUUCAAAUUCUGGCGCACAAAAAAUGUCACGCUGUGUGUUUCUCUUGUUGGGAAUCCUUAUUGAAGGUGUGGUGGCUGUGAUCCAAACCCAGCAGACCGUGAUGGCAGCGGUGGGAGACCAGGCCUCUCUGAGCUGUCAACUCUCUAAAACCAAAGAUGUCCUCCAGGUCACCUGGCAGAAGGUCGUUCCUGGUGGAGAGAAGAACCUCGCCACCUACACCAAGAAGUUUGGCUCCAGAGUGAGUGCAGGUCUGGAGGAGAAGAUGGAUUUCCAGUAUGAGUCUCUGCAGAGCUGCUCCAUGGUGAUCAGGAGGGUGACGGGUCAGGAUGAAGGCUGCUACCGAUGUUUGUUCAACUCUUAUUCUGAAGGAGCACUGAUAGGCUGGACCUGCUUAAAACUCUGUGAGCUGCAUGGACCCUUCAUUGAUGUCAGCAGAUCAACUCUCCUCCAGGGUCGGUGGGUGACCUGUUCAGCCACAGGUCAACCUGCUCCCAUUGUAACACUGACUGUUCUCCAUCAGAACCUCAGCUUCUCUCACUACAACACCAGCAAAGUGAUCAACACCAACGGUACCAUCACUUCCACCACUACAGCUCUGCUCUCAGCUCUCAGCAACACACAGGUUGGAUGUUCAGUAUCACUGGACUCUGCUGCUGUCAGAGAGCUGCUGGUCAUCGUUCCUGGAUUCACAGAGACGUCUGAAUAUGAGCUGCAGAAACAAUCUAGUGUACGUGUUGACAAGACUGACGAGUCUCAAGGUCUGAAAAUCCCCUUGAUCCUUGGAGUUGUUGCUGUCAUAGUUGUGACUUGUUUCGCUGUUGCAUUCAUCGCCUUCUGGAGACAUAAAAAUGUCCAUUACAGAGACGAUGAGAAUAACAAAACACCGUUGAGACCAGAACCAUCAGACAGGAACAAAACACCUUCAAUGAAACUGACGAAUGAGGUUAAACAGCGACAUUCUGCCAAGAAAAGUCCAGAAAGCAACAAUCUCACAAGAUUUCCUUCAGUGGCAAAAAAACUGGAUCUUUGACAAGAGCAUCUAAGAUCCAGUUGAUCGUUCAACUGAAUGGAUCCCUUUUGGAAAUCAAUUUGUUGGAUGAACUACACACUGUGCUCCUGUGUUUGUAUUCCCUUUCAAUUCAUAUAAAGAACUUUGAAUUGUCUUUUUGCUGUAAAUAUUCUAUGGAAAUAAAAGUUGAAUGUA
Molecule: messenger RNA, 1238 nt
Organism: Poeciliopsis prolifica (blackstripe livebearer)
Lineage: Eukaryota; Metazoa; Chordata; Actinopteri; Cyprinodontiformes; Poeciliidae
Product: OX-2 membrane glycoprotein-like
Exons: 7
Coding region: 21-1064 (347 amino acids)
Molecular function (GO): cell-cell adhesion mediator activity
Source: RefSeq, a predicted model, not a curated record